This is a messenger RNA of Odocoileus virginianus texanus, 1497 nucleotides long. It is a transcript of the gene TAS2R3, whose product is annotated as taste 2 receptor member 3. Gene Ontology annotation, molecular function: G protein-coupled receptor activity; bitter taste receptor activity. The record is from RefSeq and is a predicted model, not a curated record. Lineage: Eukaryota; Metazoa; Chordata; Mammalia; Artiodactyla; Cervidae. Gene Ontology annotation, biological process: sensory perception of taste; detection of chemical stimulus involved in sensory perception of bitter taste; G protein-coupled receptor signaling pathway. Gene Ontology annotation, cellular component: membrane.
GUCAAUGGAAAGAACAAAGGCCAGGUCUGCUGAACAGCUAACAUGCUGAGACUCCGCAAGUGGGGGUUUCUGGUUCUGACCACUGUUCAGUUCAUGCUGGGAAUGCUGGGGAAUGGUUUCAUAGGGUGGGUCAAUGGCAGCAGCUGGUUCAAGAGCAAGAGGAUCUCUUUGUCUGAUUUCAUCAUCACUAACCUGGCUGUCUCCAGGAUUGUUUUGCUGUGGAUUCUCUUGAUUGAUAGUGUUUUACUGGUGUUCUCUUCCAAACUACAUGAUGAAGGGAUACUCAUGCAAAUUAUUGAUGUCUUCUGGACAUUUACAAACCAUCUGAGCAUUUGGCUUGCCACCUGUCUCAAUGUCUUCUACUGCCUGAAAGUGGCCAGUUUCUCCCAUCCUACGUUCCUUUGGCUCAAGUGGAGAGUUUCCAGGGUAGUCGUAUGGAUGCUAUUGAGUUCCCUGCUCUUAUCAUGUUGCAGCGCCAUCUCUCUGAUCCGGGAAUUUAAGAUGUAUUCUGUUCUCGGUGGAAUUGACGAAACUGGGAAUAUGACUGAGCUCUUUAGAAAGAAAGAAAAAGAAUAUAAACUGAUCCAUGUUCUUGGGACUCUGUGGAACCUCCCUCCCCUAGUCAUAUCUCUAACCUCCUACUUUCUGCUCAUUCUCUCCCUUGGGAGGCACAUGAGGCAGAUGCAUAAAAAUUGUGCCAGCCCCAAAGAUCCCAGUACCGAGGCCCACAGGAGGGCCAUCAGAGUCAUCCUCUCCUUCCUCUUUCUCUUCCUACUCUACUAUCUUUCCUUUUCAGUUUUAACAUCCAGUUAUUUCCUACCAGCAACUAAGAUGAUUUCGAUGAUUGGAGAAGAAAUUGCAAUGUUAUAUCCUGUUGGUCACUCCUAUGUUCUCAUUCUGGGAAAUAGCAAGCUGAAGCAGAUGUUUGUGGCAAUGCUCCGAUGUGAGCCUGGUUGUCUGAAGCCUGGAUCCAAGGGAUCUGUUUAUCGAUAGAGCACCUUGGGGUGGGGGAGGGAACCUAGGAGUCCUUAGACCUAGGAAUCCUUAGCCAGGAUCACAGGGCUCUUCCUCACCCUCCUGUGGCACCAGUUCUGUAAUUACUGCUUCAUCCUGUCCCUCUCGGGGACACGUCUCACGGCCUCUCCUUGUAUGGUUGCUUUGAAGAGGCGGAAAUAGUCUGGAAUAUGUAGACAUGGAGUUGUAUUUUAAUAGGUAUCAACUCAACAUCAUGAGCUUAUUACUAGCUUUAACUUCAAGUUUAUAUGACAGUGAUGUAGUGAACUAGAGGGGAGAGAGCAAAAGCAUUGUAGUCCCACAGGCUCGGGUUUGAAUUCUGGUUCAGUCUGUUUUCCAACUUUUUUUGGCCUUAGGGGAGUUACUUUAAUUACCUGUUUGAUUCUGUCUUUCCCCAUUUUAAAAUGCAGACUGUGAUACUGACUUCACAGGGUUUUAGAGAUUCAGAAGACAAUGUGUGCUGUCAUUUCAGCACAGCUUAUU